AUGGCAGAACUCGCCUUAGUUUCUAGAUACCGGAACAGGAAUAGACCAAAGAAGAAGACAAAGAAGAACGAUGUUGGUGGUGAUGACGAAAGCGCUGGCAGGGACCAAUCUUUGCAAGGCGCCGCCGAGGAGAUGGAGCAGGUGUCGGACGAUGUGGCAAUUGAGAACGACUUGGCUUACUUACUCACAAAUGAGGAAGUUGAAGUAGUCCUACAGGACGAGACAGAGUAUAUACCCACUGGUAAAUUUACCGAGAUCAAUAUUGGCGUCUCACAAACGCAACACCCGGCCAAGAGUGGUAAGAAAGUUGAUAAAGAUGCAUCUCGGAGGAAACGGGUUGAGCCCCGUUUCUCAGUGGCAGAAGUGGUUCUGGAUAUAGCCGAUCUCCAAUUCUCGAGCGACGAGGAAGAAAAAUACAAUCAUACGAGAGAAGCUACAAGCGUGAAUGGCAAACGUAAGGGUAAAAUGAAUUCUAAAAACUCGACGCUGAAAGCGCCAAAGGGGCGCCGUGACAAGAUCGAGAACCUGGGAGAACACGUUGACCAGGGUAAGAUACACAAGCCUAGAAACGCACAGGUCCGCGCCCACGAACACCCGCCAGCAUGCUCAAACUCAGGCCCAGGGCCCAAGCAAUCCAGGAAAAAUACCAAACGGGAGCACACGACGAAUAGCGCUCACAUCCAACAAGGCAUAGAUGGCAACCAGGAUUUUGAAUCUAAGUCGGCUCAUCCUAAAGAGCAAGACGGUUUAGCAGCGCAAGGUCAGGAUGCCAAAGCCAAGAGUUCCAGCAAGACAGUCAAGAAGAAAUCAGCAACUCGCACUCCAAAGAAUGAUGCCAAAGGACCUCCAGCUUCAACUACAACUACAACUACACCUCAAAAGAAAUCUGCUUCCAAAGACAAGAACAAAAAGUCUGCUGAUGCAUCCAGAAAGCAAGGCAAAAGCGCGAGAGAUCAAGACAUGCAAAAGCUGCCUGAGAGCCGUCCGUCCAUUCCAGCCGAUGAAGAAAAGGUGAGUACAAAAGUCCAUGACAAGCAAAAACUUAUUCAGUUGAGCUGA
Molecule: messenger RNA, 1059 nt
Organism: Lodderomyces beijingensis
Lineage: Eukaryota; Fungi; Ascomycota; Pichiomycetes; Serinales; Debaryomycetaceae
Source: the annotation of a GenBank genome assembly